Messenger RNA from Nerophis lumbriciformis (worm pipefish), 1122 nucleotides. Lineage: Eukaryota; Metazoa; Chordata; Actinopteri; Syngnathiformes; Syngnathidae. The record is from RefSeq and is a predicted model, not a curated record.
AUGCCUCGCUCCUUUUUGGUGAAGAGCAAGCGGGCUCACACUUAUCAUCAGCCGAGAACGCUGCUCGACCAAACAGGUCCGUGGAGUGAUGGUGGUUGGUGUCCUCCUACGCAACCGACCGACCUAUCGUGGAGUCUUCCCCCCGAGGAGGCUGCGCUGACCGGGGAAACGUCGUCUCUUCCCCCGGACUGCCUCGUCUUCGUUCCGGACGCGGUGGACUCCUCACCCAAAUCUCCGCCUAGCUGCGCGGGCAGCCCGCGCGCACCUUCGCCGGACUACGGGGGCUUCUGGAGGCCGCCUUCUCCGUCUGCUUCGCCGGUAGACUCGCUCAAAUCUUUCUCUCCUUUGGUGGACGACACGCCGGCCUUCUCGGUUCCCUUUCGGCCGUACGACUGGAGCGGCUACCAAGCCCCCGCCGCGCAGAACCUCUACCCCGUCCCGCCCCCUCUUGCGCACGGCUUCUACGCGGAGCGGGAUGCGGAGGUGCUCCGCCAGCAUCCGUCCGCGUACGCGCAGGAGACGCUGCAAACGUACGGGCGCCACGCCGCCUCGUUCCUCUUCCACGGCGCUCAGCACCGCGACGCCCCACCGGAUGUUCUAAUGCUGAACGGCGCCUACAAGUGUGUCAAGUGCAGCAAGGUGUUCUCCACGCCGCACGGCCUGGAGGUGCACGUCCGCAGGUCCCACAGCGGCAGCCGGCCCUUCGCGUGUACCGUCUGCAGCAAAACCUUCGGACACGCCGUCAGUCUGGAGCAGCACAAGGCUGUGCACUCGCAGGAACGAAGCUUCGACUGCAAGAUUUGCGGCAAGAGCUUCAAGCGCUCGUCCACGCUUUCCACGCACCUCCUGAUCCACUCGGACACUCGGCCCUACGCCUGCGCGUACUGCGGCAAGCGCUUCCACCAGAAGUCGGACAUGAAGAAACACACUUUCAUCCACACGGGCGAGAAGCCGCACAAGUGCCAGGUUUGCGGCAAAGCCUUCAGCCAGAGCUCCAACCUCAUCACGCACAGCCGCAAGCACAGCGGAUACAAGCCCUUCGCCUGCCACCUUUGCGGGAAAGGUUUCCAGAGGAAGGUGGACCUGCGCAGGCACAAGGACGCGCAGCACGGGCUCAAGUGA